Molecule: messenger RNA, 9476 nt
Organism: Candoia aspera
Lineage: Eukaryota; Metazoa; Chordata; Lepidosauria; Squamata; Candoiidae
Gene: COL4A6
Product: collagen type IV alpha 6 chain
Exons: 46
Coding region: 252-5375 (1707 amino acids)
Biological process (GO): extracellular matrix organization
Cellular component (GO): collagen trimer
Molecular function (GO): extracellular matrix structural constituent conferring tensile strength
Source: RefSeq, a predicted model, not a curated record
GUCUCGGCAGCGCGGCUUUGGCGCGCUGCGAUCGCGGGGCUCCUCCGGGGCAUUCUCCCCUGCCGCUUUGGGGCGGGGGGGCGGAGACCGCCCUUCACGUGUCCUUCCCGCGCGUCCACACGACCGGCCCUUCCCGCUGCCGCGCCCCCUCCCCUUCCCCCGGAACAGGGCGUGUGGUCCGGCGGCGGAAGGAGCUCCAGAGCCGCGUCCUCCCGCGGGGUCCAGCGCUGCCCCGCCGCCCGGGUGGCAGCAUGUUCGCGGGCGGGUCUGUGUUCCUGCUUGCCCUGUGCCUGGCUGCGCAUCCCGUCCACGGGGGUGGGAAGACAUUUUAUCAUGGACUCUGUGGGGGUCGUGAUUGUACAGCUGGCUGCAAAUGCCUCCCUGAGAAAGGGGCUCGGGGUCAACCAGGGCCAAUCGGGAACCAAGGACCAAUGGGCAUGGAAGGCUUUACUGGACCAGAGGGCGUGAGAGGACUGAAAGGAGAGAGGGGUGUAACAGGACCUCCAGGUGCAGCUGGAAUGAAGGGAGACAAGGGCCCAAUGGGUGUUCCUGGAUUUCCUGGAAUUUAUGGAGUUCCGGGACACCCUGGCCAGCCGGGUUCCAGAGGUCUUCCUGGUUUGGAUGGCUGUAAUGGUACCAUUGGGAGUCCUGGUACUUCUGGAUCAGAUGGAUUCCCUGGUCCACAAGGACCACUGGGUCGUCCUGGUCCAAAAGGCCCAAAAGGUGAACCUGUUUUUGCCCGAGGAAUUUUUAAAGGAGUGAAGGGAGAAAGAGGUCUUCCUGGACUGGAUGGUGCUAUUGGACCUAAAGGUUUUCUAGGUCGACCAGGCCCUGCUGGUCCCAUUGGACUACCUGGAUUUCCGGGACCACCAGGUUUCCCGGGCCUCCCAGGUCCUGUGGGCAGUAGUGGCCUAGUUUUCCAGGGAGAAACAGGAGAAAAAGGAGAUGUGGGACUUCCAGGACCAGCAGGACCUCCAUCUUCCACAGGGACAGAGGAAUUUGUUGGAUUGUCCAAAGGACAGAAAGGAGCAAAGGGAGUUCCUGGUCCCAAAGGAUUUCCUGGUCCGCAAGGGGUUCCUGGCCGUCCGGGUUUCUGGGGCUUUGGAGAAAAGGGAGAAAAAGGUGUUCCAGGUUUACCAGGACCCAGGGGAGACACGGGAUUGAAGGGGCCUGAUGGAACCCAAGGCCCAAAGGGCGUUCUGGGUGAAUCAGGAUUUCCUGGUUGGGAUGGAUCUCCAGGAGGAAAGGGUGAAUUUGGCGACGUAGGUCCACCAGGCCCUACGAUAAUUGUUGACACAGAAGGUGCCGUCAUAUCAGGUCCUCCUGGAGAACCAGGCACACCAGGAACCCCUGGACUUAGAGGCGAUGAGGGGACUAUUGGUUUGCCGGGAUUUCCCGGCCGACCAGGAUUUCCUCCAACCAUUCCAGGUCCCCCAGGUGUAACAGGAGUACCAGGGAUUCCAGGAUUUAAAGGUGACCGAGGGGACCCAGGAAGGACCACAUUUGGACCCCCAGGCCCACCUGGGAAAGAUGGACCUUCUGGGCUACCGGGAGCAAAAGGGUUACCAGGUGCUUCACAUACAAUACACACAGCAGGUGCGAUCUUUAAUGGAGAACCUGGGGAGCCAGGUAUCCCUGGACCAAGAGGGCCCCCGGGAAUCUUUGGCGCCAAAGGGUAUAAAGGGGAAGGUGGUGAUUGUGCCUGUGAUGGAGGAAUCACAAGAACUGGCUUGCAAGGGGAGACAGGCAGCCCUGGUCAACCUGGAAGACCAGGUGACAUUGGACCAAAAGGAUCCUUGGGGGAUCCAGGAGAUGGUAUACUCGGUCCUCCUGGACCACCGGGUUUCCUAGGUGAAACUGGUUUUCCAGGCAUUAAGGGACAAAAAGGGGAACCAUCUUCAGCCUCAGGCAGAGGACCCCGAGGAGAUCCAGGGAAUGAAGGACUCAGAGGUCCUUCAGGGCAACCCGGAAUUCCUGGUAGGGAUGGUGUGCCAGGUGUCCCAGGUCGACAUGGUCUUCCGGGUGAUGAUGGAUUUGGCUACCCAGGAGACAAAGGUUUCCCUGGAUUACCUGGCCCAAAGGGGAGGCGUGGUGAAAUCGGCUUACCUGGCAUUGGUUUUCCGGGGUCACAGGGGCUUUAUGGACCUGCAGGUGACCCAGGGAUCAGUGGUUCUGCAGGACAACCUGGACUUCCAGGGCUGCCAGGUGAUUGCUGCUGCGGUGAGGAGGUUGGUAACGGAGACUUAGACGCUCAGGGAGGAGAAAUGUUGCCUUGCAUAAUCCCUGGAAUUGUUGGUUCACCCGGACUUCCUGGACCUUCAGGAUUUCCAGGUUCCAAGGGGAGCAAAGGACUUCCUGGUUUUCCAGGGCAGCCAGGUUUAAAUGGCUUAAAAGGAGAACUGGGCACACCUGGAUUGGCUACAUUCCCAGGAAUGCCAGGCUUUCCUGGCCCUCGUGGAGAUCCAGGCUCUAAAGGACUACCAGGGGUUGAUGGGUCAGAUGGGUUGCCUGGCAGUGAAGGCUGUCCUGGUUUGAUGGGCACAAAGGGAUCUCCGGGAGAUGUGUUGGGAGCUGAACGAGGACCCCAAGGGGAACCUGGGCUACCUGGCUUACCAGGAGAUAAAGGUUUUUCUGGAGAUUUUGGCCUUCCUGGACCAGAAGGUUUGGAUGGAAGGCCUGGUCUGCCAGGCAGAAAAGGAGGACGUGGGGAACCAGGUCUUCCAGGCUUUGAUGGACCGCCAGGACCACCAGGGCCCGGAGGUCCAUUUGGCAUCGAAGGAAAACCAGGUCCGAGGGGAGCAAUUGGCUUUCUGGGAUCACCAGGGCUUCCUGGAGCCAAAGGCCCAAGAGGUGAUGCUGGUUCCCCAGCUCCUGCUGGCAUGAAAGGGUUCCCAGGUCCUGAUGGUCUGCCGGGACAGCCUGGAGAAAGAGGAUUGCCUGGACCUCCAGGCCCCUGGGGCCUAGAAGGAAGCUUGGGGUUUCCGGGCUCAAAAGGUGAAAAGGGUUCAGUGGGCAUGAUUGGUUUUCCUGGAAUGCCAGGCCGACCGGGGCUCCCUGGUGUGAAUGGCCUGAAAGGAACUUCUGGUGCACCAGGAAGAAAUGGAAACCCUGGGUUUUCUGGCUUCCCUGGCCUCAAAGGAGACAGAGGUGUUCGGGGUCCUCCUGGUCCUCCCAUUUUCAGGCCCCCAACUCUGGCCCUCAGAUUCAAAGGGAACAGAGGAGAUCCUGGACCAGUUGGACAGAGUGGAUUUCCAGGGCCAAGAGGGGAGAAAGGAGCCCCAGGUCGCCACGGGCAACCUGGGCUUCCAGGAAGAGCUGGGUCACCCGCUAGAGAGAAAGGACUUCCAGGAGACCGGGGUUUUCCAGGAACGUUUGGCCCUCCUGGGUUAUUGGGACAGAAGGGAUUUGGUGGCAUCUCAGGCUUUCCUGGAAUGCCUGGAGGAAGGGGCGCUGAUGGUAUACCAGGCUUGCCUGGGUCCCCAGGAAUGAUGGGAUCGCGUGGUCCAAAAGGUGACCGAGGGGAAUCGCGAGGAGUCCCUGGUGGUGUGGGACCUAAGGGCCAACGAGGGGACCGUGGGCUUCCAGGUAUAAGAGGUGUCCAAGGAGCAAAAGGUGACCCAGGUUACCCAGGAGGUCUUGGGCUAAAAGGGCAGAAAGGUAUGGCGGGGAACCCUGGACAAGAAGGACCACCAGGCUUCCCUGGAGCUGGUGGUUCGAGGGGCAACCCAGGUCGUCCAGGUAAUCCUGGGCAGCGUGGACCUCCAGGAUUUGCUGGAUCUCCUGGCAUUCCAGGACUAAAAGGAUUCCCAGGAAUUCCAGGACUGCCUGGUCUAAAUGGCUUACCAGGCACUAAAGGCUCACCUGGAAAACAAGGCCUGAGUGAAAAUGGACUUCCUGGACCAGCAGGGCUUCCAGGUGUCAAAGGACAACGAGGUGACCCCGGCUUCCAGAUUGGAGCUCCAGGUCUUCGUGGGCAAAAAGGACUUGCAGGAGAAAUGGGUGCCCCUGGAAGCCCGGGUCUCACUGGUUUGCAAGGGCCCCCUGGCACCUCUCUGCCUUCAACGAUUCCUGGGAGGCCUGGUGAUGCUGGACCUCCUGGAGAAGAUGGACUGCAAGGCUUCCAAGGACCUCCUGGGCCACAAGGACCACCAGGCCCAGCCUUCAAUCAAGGCGAUCGAGGUAAUCCAGGCUUCACCGGUUCUCCUGGUUUCCCAGGCCCCAAAGGUGAUGCAGGCAUCCCUGGACUUAGUGGAGUCCCUGGUGCCUCAGGUUUCAAAGGAUUCAGAGGUGACCCAGGUUUCAUGGGAAUGCCCGGGAAAGAUGGACCUGUGGGUGAUCCAGGUUCUCCUGGUCCAAAAGGUGCAACAGGCCUUCCAGGUUUCCCUGGGCUGCAAGGAGCUCCAGGUUCAACCCAAAUAGCAAAAGAAAUCAAAGUUCCUCCUGGCAUAAUAGGAUUUCCUGGAAUUGAUGGCAUCCCUGGUUUAAAUGGAGAUCCUGGCUUCCAGGGGCAAACUGGACCACAAGGUCACAAAGGAAAGGCAGGCACACCUGGCCAGGUGGGAAUCAAUGGCUUUCCAGGCUCUCCAGGAAUGGCAGGAGACCCAGGAAAUACAGGAAAUCCAGGGCUACCAGGAUUUGAAGGACCACCUGGGAAUCCGGGUCCAGCUGGGUUGCCUGGAAUGCCAGGUCGCAGCAUUGGGGUUGGCUAUACCUUGGUGAAACACAGCCAGUCGGAGCAGAUCCCGCCCUGCCCGGUGGGCAUGAACAAACUCUGGGAAGGCUACAGCUUGCUGUAUGUGGAGGGCCAGGAGAAGUCCCACAAUCAAGAUCUGGGUUUCGCUGGGUCCUGCCUGCCUCGCUUUAGUACCAUGCCGUUUAUUUACUGCAACAUCAAUGAAGUCUGCUACUAUGCCAGCCGCAAUGAUAAAUCGUAUUGGCUUUCCACCACCGCUCCUAUUCCCAUGAUGCCCGUCAGUAGCUAUCAGAUCGCCCAGUACAUCAGUCGCUGCUCGGUGUGUGAAGUGCCCUCCCAAGCUGUCGCGGUCCACAGCCAGGACAUCACCAUCCCACAGUGCCCUGAAGGCUGGCGCAGUCUCUGGAUCGGGUACUCCUUCCUCAUGCACACCGCUGCCGAAGGGGGCGGCCAGUCCCUCGUCUCCCCUGGAUCUUGCCUAGAGGACUUUCGCGCAACUCCUUUCAUUGAAUGCAACGGUGCCCGAGGAACGUGCCACUACUUUUCCAACAAGUACAGCUUUUGGCUGACUACGGUGGAGCCGACCCAUCAGUUUGCAGACUUUCCCAUCUCGGAAACGCUGAAAGCGGGACAGCUUCGGACACGGGUGGGACGGUGCCAAGUCUGCAUGAAAAAUUUGUAGCAAAGGUCCUAAUGUCAGACCUUAUUUCUUUAAGACCAAGAAAUUAGCAUUCGUGCCCAGCUGGGUAACUGAUGUCUCCCCAAAUCUCCCCAGAGCCCUCUGUCUACAGGUAAUCCUUGCUUAACGACCACAAUUGGAACCGGAAUUUCAGUUGCUAAGUGAAGCGGUCAUUAAGUGAAUCCAACCCAAUUUUACAACCUCUUUUGCAACAGUUGUUAAGCAAAUCAUUGUGGUUGUUAAACGACCCACACGGUUCCCCAUUGAUUUUGCUUGCCAGAAGCCAGCUGGGAAGGUUGAAAAUGGUGAUCACGUGACCACAGGGCACUGUGAUGGUCAUAAAUGCAAACCAGUUGCCAAGUGCCCAAAUCAUGAUCACAUGACCAUGGGGAGUUGUAAGUGUGAGGACUAGUCACAAGUCAGUUUUGCCAGCACCUCAGUAAGUCUGAACCAUCACUAAACAAAUGGUCAUUAAGCAAGGACUACUUGUAUAUCGAAAUAUGGUGCUAUCUUUUCCCCUUGUUUUUAUCUUCCUGGCUACCUCAGAAAAUCUUUUUCUGCCCUCCCAACUGCUACAUUAUCUUGGCUUUUGAUGUACUAAACUGUUUUUCGUCAGAUCUUGAGCAAAGUUUCUUCUCAAGACUUUGAUCGUAAGGUCUUCUUCCCGUGUUAAGGAUUUAAGACAUGUCAGGAAUUUCACAAAUGUUUUUGCCUGCAUGCACACACCUCUUCUAAUUAUGUUACUCAUUGAUUUUCAGCCUAUGUUAACUGCUUAUUUUAGGCCUAAAAAAAAAAACCACCACCAUACUUGGCUGCCUAGAGGUGAUUCCGUUUUUCUAUUGCAAGUGGCAUGAUGGGGUCUGAAAGCUCAGGUUCAUGGAGCAGGUACAGUGUCUAUAUUGCUCAAAGGCUGUCUGGCACACUAUUAAACAGUGAAGUGACAAUAAAUAAAUAAAAUAAAAUAAAAUAUAAAAAAUAAAAAUAAAAUAAAAAAGCCUGUUAGGAAAAGAAAAUAUUGGGAUUUUUAAUCCGUAACAUGAGGAGGAGGCCUACAAGUGUUGACAUAGCAUCAACUUGAGGAAUUUUUAUGGUGCUGAUGCAGUUUUAUUUCACCCGCUUGAAUGUUAAUCUACCUGUGUCAUGUUUUCAUGGGAAUGUGUCUGAACCAUCUUUCAGCUUGUUCGCUAGUGUGCUGUGGUAGCCUUCUCUUGUUGUGUUCAGUGGUGCAAUUCACAGGCCCCUUGAACAUGACACAUCUUGGCUCAGAGGCCAAGGUAUUGUUUGAGCAUUUGUCUGGCAAGACAGUGCCUUCCUUUCUGUGCUGGGACAUCUGAAUGCUUUCUGGGCUCAUCAGUCAUCGUUCUAUGUAGCAUCCAGACUGAGAAACUAUCUGGGUAGCAAACCAACGUCAAAUAAUGGUUGAAAUUUUUAAUUUGUUCCACUCGGAUAACAAUCGUCCCUUGGCUUGGUCAGAGCUACGGUUAGUUAACCAACAGAGAAUCCUUCAGGUCUGGUGGAGUGAGGAGGGAAGAGAAUAGCCCAGAGGUCCAUCACUUAAGUUCACCAAUAGAAAUUAGAUGUAGACCUGACCAUGGUGGACUAGGGAGCAAUUGAACAUAUUAGAUAAUUUCCCAAAGAAAAAUUAAAAAUUGCUAAGUAGAAAAAGCUGGGGUGCGUCUCCUGCCAAUCUGGGCUACAAUUCAGCUGGCUAAGAAUGCUGAAAAUAGCAAAGACUUCGUCUAUGUCUCAUCAGUUAUCCUGGUAUUCUAGCCAAGUGGAUAUAGAUUAGUAAAUUGGUAUGUUUCAUAGUUUCUGACAGAGCAUAAUUCUGUGCUGCUUUGAUUCUUUGUUCCUAACUGCAUGGCCGAGCCUUGAUCUACUAUCUGUGUCUUUGUUCACUUGCUUGAGUCGGCCCUGCUUCAAUUUUUGACUCCUUUGGUUCUACAGUGUAUCGUCUGUUUUGCCCAGUUUUCUACAAGCUGCUUUUAUGGCCUCAGCCCAUGUUUGUUUCCAUCUGGAAGAUGGGUAAACGCUAUCACCUUUAAGAAUAUCUCCUUAAUUCCUUAAUGAUAUACUGAUAUUUGUGUGUUACAAAUGCUCUUGGACUUCAUACAACCAUGAUAUGUUGAUCUGUAAAUUGUCUCAAAUUACAUAUGGUGGCAGACAGCUUUCAAGUUUAUAUAACAGCCCACUACUCCAUCACUUGUAAUGAGUGUACAAGAUGGAGCAACAGUUCACUAGUCCUUGACGAAAAUAGUUUCGAACAUCAUCACUUCCUCUGACUCUGUGCUGUAAUUGUACAUAAAAUGAGAAAAGUCACCUGUUUUAUUCUGUUGCACUUCACUAGAUUUCAUUUCUACAAUAAUAUUGUUUGCCUUAAUUUUUCGAGGUAGCCUUGGAAUUGCUGGUGCUUAAAAUAAUUAAUAUACUACUAAAUAGGUUAGUUUUAUGUUACCGUAAGACUAAGUAGAAGUUGGAUGAACUGACUCUUCUGCCAAUAUUAUUGUUUUCUUGAUUUUACUUUUGCUGAUCUUUCAUUUUGUAAUGCACUGCUGAAAGUAUUUUCAGAGCACUGACUAUAUUUUGACUUACUUUUUUUUCUAAGAAGCGGAAAAACACAGCAUGUCCAUUUUGUGAGUUAUAUUCCAUCCCUCCUUAUAAUAACCCCCUCCAGACACAUACUUGAUUUAAGUUGUAAAGUGAGUUUGAACUAAACCUAUGGGAUCAUAGAAUUGUGGAGCUGGAAAAAGCCACAAGGAUCAUGUAGCCCAACCUUCUUCAGUGGCCAGAAAGAUCAAUUAAACCAUCAGCAGGAGUUGGUUGCCCAUCCUCUUAAAACCCCCCAGUACUUUUAGGCCUUGGUCAAAGGAGAGGGCAGUUUUCACAUAGAAGAUGUUCAGGUUUAAAGAGAAUUCAAAAGAAAUUUUAGUAUGCUUAAAACAGAAAUGGUGCUGAAGAGUGAAGCCCAGCUUCCACAUAAUGUGAGAUUAAUUGGUACCGCUUCGGCGGGAAGGUAACGGCGUUCCGUGAGUCAUGCUGGCCACAUGACCCGGAAGUGUCCUAUGGACAACGCCGGCUCCAAGGCUUUGAAACGGAGAUGAGCACCGCCCCCUAGAGUCGGACUCGACUGGACUUUACGUCAAGGGAAACCUUUACCUUUUUAGGGGAAAGUAUCAGCAGAUGCCGUGUUAGUUUUCAGACUUUUCUUUGGUGUUUGUUCCCAGGUAAACCUCCCUCUCUCUUGGGUUGCAUCAAACAGGGGAACGAAAAAGAUCCCCAUAACCAUACUGUAGUUUGUUUGUUUUCGCCCCUUAAAAAAAAUCAGCUAUUUAAAAGCUCAUGAAUAAUGCUCUACUAGUGCUGUCUUCUGCCCUCAAUUAUAUUAAUUCCUCUCAAAUAUACAGGUAAUGACCUUUUUUUUUUUUUUUUUAAGAAAUCAUGCUUCAAAAGAAUUCUGCAAUCCUUCGCAAGUUCCGUAUUUUGAAAGUACAGGUAGUCCUUGCUUAAUGACUGCAAUUGGGACCAGAAUUUCAGUCGCUAAGCAAUGCAGUUGUUAAGCAAAUCUGACCUGAUUUUAUGACCAUUUUUGUGGUGGUCAUUAAGAGAAUCACAUAGUCAUUAAAUGAACCAUGUGGUCUUUAAGAGAAUUGUGUGGUUCCCCAUUGAUUUUGCUUGCCGGAAGCCAGCUGGGAAGGUCGAAAAUGGAGACCACAUGACUGCGGGACACUGCAACGGUUGUAAGUGUGGGGACUGGACAGAAGUCAGUUUUUUCCACCGCUGUUGUAAGUCUGAACUGUCACUAAAUGAAUGGUCAUUAAGUGAGGACUACAUGUAACAUUAAAAGUCCAGUAACACCUUGGUGCGCCACUUGAGGGAUGAUGUAGUUAUGCAAAAUGCUGCUGAGAAUUAUGGAUGUAGUGGUCAAACACCACUGCAGAGCAGUAGGGUUGAAGAAUAAAUGCAAACUCCACCAAUGAAGCAUCUAAUUCUGCAUCUAACAGAGGUACUAGCUAACACAAUUUUUUAAUCUGCCGGUGUGGUGAUGGUUAAUGUUACUGGCCACAUGAUGUGGAGCGAUUAUGACCUAUGCGUGACCACAUCAGG